Molecule: messenger RNA, 1431 nt
Organism: Nicrophorus vespilloides
Lineage: Eukaryota; Metazoa; Arthropoda; Insecta; Coleoptera; Silphidae
Exons: 8
Coding region: 195-1412 (405 amino acids)
Source: RefSeq, a predicted model, not a curated record
CAAAGAGUACAUGUAAGAAAAUAAUUGGGAGAACUACGCUCCAGUGAUUCAAUCAAAUCUUUUCUCAAUCAAUGUUGGCAUCACCUUCAAGAAAUUUGUGUUGGCAGUAUAGAAACUUUGAGUUUAACAAAUGAUGUCAAAAAAAUUGUGAAAAGUAGAACAAUUGCAUUAUAACUUGAUUCGCUUGUAUUAAGAUGUCGGGAAUUGAUGACUCAUUUGGUUGUGGGUCCAAACCAAAGUUGUCCAGCACCGAAGAUUGGGAAAUGUACAGUUCCCACAGCUUUAUUUUAUGUAUUAAUACUGAACCCAGCAAAAUGAUACAUCAGUUAUAUGUGGUAGGAAAUAAAAUGAAAACAUUACUUCCUAAAGAGUUCCACAAGUUUCCUUCGCCUGAAGACGAUACUUCAAUGCUAAUCCUCAAAUGGGUGUCGCUAUUUAAUAUUAUUAACAAUUAUUCAGCAUCAUCCUGUGUAUGCAAAAGGCCCUGCAUAAAAAAUUUGUACCUAGUGUUAGAAAUAUUUGAAUAUAAUAUUUCUCAAUGGGAAAAGAUAGUGUUUAGGUACAAUUCCUAUAAAACGGAUGAAGAUUUUAAAAGAAUCUUACAUGAGAAGCACAAGGAAUGGGAAACGCUGAAACGGUAUUAUGAUCGUAUGAUAAGUGAUGCAUGUUUAGUAAGAAACAAAGAUGAAAUUGCUAUUAAAAGAUUGUUGAAAUCUACAUUACCAAGAGUACAAGAGCAAAAUACAUCUCUAACCAUAGUAUCAUUUGAUGAAGAAUACGAUGUACACCCAUCUCCCUCAAAAAUUCGUCGAAUUUCGACUACAACGCGUCCUGCUCAAUCAUUUACGAAUACGAGAGAAUACGAAAUUGAUGAAUCAAGCAACAUGGAAACAGGUCCUUCCUAUCAAGAAGCUGAUAACAUUGAUAUUGAAUUGCAAUAUCAAUCUUAUUCAGCAGCAGGUCCUUCCUGUUUCGUAGCAGGACCUUCAAACGUCGAAGCAAGAUAUUCAAAUGCUAUAGUAAAAGUACCCAACGCUGUACCAGCAUCUUCCAACGUAGAAGCAAGUACAUCGUAUGCCAUAGCAGGACCAUCAAACGACGAAGCAAGAAAUUCUUAUACAGCAGCAGGACAUUCCAAUGCCGAAACAGAUUCCUUCCGAAUUUAUCAACGUAAUGAGUGGUCAUCAUCUCUAAGCACUUCUUAUAGUGUAUUUUCAACUCCUGGAGAAUCUGAUUCAUUGGACUUCCAGGAAGAUUCCUUUUGUUGCGUUAAAAGACACGCAAUUACAAACAAAAAUUAUCAAUUUAAUUUUUUCUGUAGGAUAGCGGAAAUAGAAAAUAAAUUGUGCAAUUAUAUUUUAUACAAUGACGAAAUAUGCAAUACUUAUGGAUUCCCAGCAGAAUUCAGAUGACCUGGUUUUAGUAUUUUUA